AACGACAACAAAACAACCAAAGAAAAGUUAUAUUAUUUCCCCUGCUCCAUCUUCUUCACUUCGUUUAUAUAUCUGAAAGAAAAAGGAAGAAACUAAAGAAUCGUUCUAGUUUUAUGGUAUCACUUUCUAAUUAUGGAAAUAAAUAGGGGUCUGUUCAUAGUAGUUUUAGUUGUAGUUUUGACUGCUAAGUUGGGGUCGGCUGGGGACAUAGUUCACCAAGACAACGUUGCUCCAAAGAGACCUGGUUGUGCUAACAAUUUCGUUCUGGUAAAAGUCCCAACCUGGAUUGAGGGUUUAGAAGACAAUGAGUAUGUUGGUGUUGGUGCUCGUUUUGGCCCUACUUUGGAGUCGAAGGAAAAGCAUGCAAACCAUACCAGGCUUGCACUUGCAGAUCCUCCAGAUUGUUGCAGCAAACCUAGGAAUAAGCUUACAGGGGAGGUCAUUCUGGUUCGCCGAGGUAACUGUAGUUUCACAGUGAAGACAAAUGUUGCUGAAGAAGCUGGUGCUUCUGCCAUCCUCAUAAUAAACAACCAAACUGAACUCUUCAAGAUGGUGUGUGAAUCUGAUGCUGAUGUAAAUAUAACAAUACCGGCUGUCAUGCUCCCUCAGGAUGCCGGUUCACGUUUGGAAAAAUAUAUAAGCAACAACACCAUGGUUUCUGUUGCUCUUUACUCUCCAAAGCGCCCAGCCAUUGAUAUUGCCGAAGUGUUUUUGUGGCUAAUGGCUGUUGGUACCAUUUUGUGUGCCUCUUAUUGGUCUGCAUGGACUGCUAGAGAAGUUGCUAUUGAGCAAGACAAGCUACUCAAGGAUGCAUCAGAAGAAUUUCUACAAGUAGGAGGUUCGGGUUCCAGUGGUUUUGUCGACAUAAAUACAACAUCAGCAAUUCUCUUUGUAGUAAUUGCUUCAUGUUUCUUGGUCAUGCUUUACAAGCUUAUGUCAUUCUGGUUUGUUGAAGUUCUGGUGGUUCUCUUUUGCAUCGGUGGAGUAGAGGGCUUACAAACGUGCUUGGUGGCAUUUUUAGCAUGUUUCAGGUGGUUUCUGCGCUUUGCGGAAUCAUUUAUUAAAGUACCCUUCUUUGGAGCUGUUUCACAUCUGACACUGGUUGUUUGCCCCUUCUGCAUAGCAUUUACUGUUCUUUGGGCAGUGUAUCGCCGUAUCUCAUUUGCCUGGAUAGGUCAAGAUAUUCUUGGGAUUGCACUAAUAAUCACUGUCCUUCAGAUUGUUCGUGUACCAAAUCUCAAGGUUGGAACAGUUCUUCUGGGUUGUGCUUUCUUAUAUGACAUCUUCUGGGUAUUUGUUUCCAAAUGGUGGUUUCAUGAGAGUGUCAUGAUAGUUGUAGCUCGUGGUGAUAAGAGUGGCGAGGAUGGCAUACCGAUGCUACUAAAAAUUCCACGGAUGUUCGAUCCUUGGGGUGGCUACAGUGUUAUUGGAUUUGGAGACAUAAUUUUACCUGGCCUUGUUGUGGCAUUUUCGCGAAGAUAUGAUUGGCUAGCAAAGAAGAAUCUUCGGUCGGGAUACUUUGUAUGGGCAAUGACUGCCUAUGGUGUAGGUCUUCUGGUCACGUAUGUCGCCUUGAACCUGAUGGAUGGACAUGGGCAACCUGCUUUGCUUUACAUCGUUCCUUUCACGCUUGGCACCUUUAUUACAUUGGGAAAGAAAAGAGGUGAUCUUGAAACUCUGUGGACAAGAGAACCGGAAAGACCUUGCCCGCAUAUGCAACUUCAUCCCUUGCAACAAAAAGAAUAAUGGUAAUAAACAAUGAAAAAAAUAAGUACCUCAAACUGUAUGCCAGUUUUGGCUACUAGUACGUAAAUCAGCUGAAAGGGUUUUACCCUUUUAGGUUGUGGAGAAGCAUGUAAUAUUUGCAGUAUUGCAAACACCUGUAGAAAUUGACCUGUAGCAGAUACCUCUUAAUCCACUUCAGCUAAUUAUUUAGAAAUUUACAGUUGAUUGUGUAACCCUGUGAUUAGAUGAUCACAAAGUAAUUGAUGAGUUCGAGAUU
Molecule: messenger RNA, 2002 nt
Organism: Hibiscus syriacus
Lineage: Eukaryota; Viridiplantae; Streptophyta; Magnoliopsida; Malvales; Malvaceae
Product: signal peptide peptidase-like 4
Exons: 14
Coding region: 133-1746 (537 amino acids)
Biological process (GO): membrane protein proteolysis
Cellular component (GO): lumenal side of endoplasmic reticulum membrane; lysosomal membrane; Golgi-associated vesicle membrane
Molecular function (GO): aspartic endopeptidase activity, intramembrane cleaving
Source: RefSeq, a predicted model, not a curated record